GCUCCGUGCGCGUGGCCGCAGCCGGGCGGUGCCGCAGCGCCGUGCACUGACAGCCCGGCCGGCGUUUUGUGCGCGACGCGCGGAGCGUUGCGGGACCGCGCUGCGGCUGUGCCGGGCACACGGCGCCCCCUGCCGGCCGGAGCGCGCGGCGCCCGCGUGGGGUUCGGAGCUUACGGAGGUAUUCAGAAACUUUGUCGUAAACGUGCCUUUCUGGAGCGCUGCUCGAGCGAUUCUGUUCCUAAUGCGUUUCUCUUCUUUUCUGCUCUGUUUCCCUUCCAGUCGCUGUGCGAUGUCCAGCUGCCGCUUUUCCCUUUGCUGUAUUUCGCUGCUAUUCUUGCAGCUGUUCUCAGCCGCUGACGACCGUUUGCUUUUUAAGUCCUCCACGUUCUGUCGGUGUUUCCCAUUCUGUAAAGUUACCAACGCUUUUUUUUUCAAUUCAUAAAAGAAGUGUAAUCGCGUUCUGUGUUCGUAUCGGCUGCUUUGGUUUCUGACUCUUCCUGUGGAGGCGUCAAACAGGCGCGCAGUUUGGAUGGGAUGCGUGAACUCAGUUGAUGCUAUAGAGCGGUGUUAACCCCACAGACACCUUAAAUGUCUUCAGAAGACAGAGAAGCUCAGGAGGAUGAGCUGCUGGCGCUGGCCAGCAUCUAUGAGGAAGAUGAGUUUAAGAGAGCCGAGUCAGCACAAGGAGGAGAAACCAGAAUUUGUUUGGAGCUGCCCCAAAACUUCAAAGUUUUUGUGAGCGGCAAUUCCACAGAGAGUCCCCAGGGCAGGGGCUUUGAAUGCACCGUUUGCUUUCUGCCUCCGCUUGUGCUGAAUUUUGAGCUCCCAGCGGACUACCCAUCCACCUCCCCGCCUGCGUUUACCCUCAGCAGCAAAUGGCUCUCCCCAGCACAGCUCAGCGCUCUUUGCAAGCAUUUAGACAACCUGUGGGAAGAGAACCGAGGCUGCGUGGUCUUGUUUGCCUGGAUGCAGUUUCUGAAGGAAGAAACGUUGAGUUACCUGAAUAUUUCCUCCCCAUACGAGCUAAAAAUGUGCCAACAAGGGAACACACAGGGCAGGACGCCUUCGGUCCCUCAGGAUGCCGAGGAUUGUGGUGGUGCAGUGGGCUGUGCUGCAGCUGAAGAAGAAAUUGAUGAAAGAGCUGUACAGGACGUGGAAUCUUUGUCCAGCCUGAUUCGGGAGAUCCUGGACUUUGAUCAGGCUCAGAGAAGGAAGUGCUUUAACAGUAAGAUGUACUUGUGCAAUAUUUGCUUCUGUGAGAAGCUGGGCAGGGAAUGCAUGUACUUCACCGAGUGCAGCCACGUGUACUGCAAAGCUUGCCUGAAGGACUACUUUGAAAUUCAGAUCAGGGAUGGUCAGGUCCACUGCCUCAACUGUCCAGAACCGAAGUGUGCUUCUGUUGCUACUCCUGGUCAGGUGAAGGAGUUGGUCGGAGAGCAGCUGUUUGCACGCUAUGACCGCCUGCUGCUGCAGUCCACCCUGGACCUGAUGGCAGAUGUUGUGUACUGCCCGCGGCCGGGCUGCCAGACACCCGUCAUGCAGGAGCCGGGCUGCACCAUGGGCAUCUGCUCCUGCUGCAACUACGCGUUCUGCACUCUGUGCAAGAUGACCUACCAUGGGGUCUCGCCCUGUAAAAUCACUGCAGAGAAAUUGAUGGAUUUGCGUAAUGAAUAUUUAGAAGCCGAUGAGGCAACCAAAAGAUUUUUGGAGCAGCGCUACGGCAAGCGAGUGAUCCAGAAAGCUCUCGAGGAGAUGGAGAGCAGAGAAUGGCUGGAAAAGAACUCCAAGUCCUGCCCUUGCUGCAGUACUCCUAUAGAGAAACUAGAUGGCUGUAACAAAAUGACGUGUACUGGCUGCAUGCAGUACUUCUGCUGGCUCUGUAUGGCUUCCCUGUCCAGGGUGAACCCAUACAAGCACUUCAAUGACCCGUCUUCCCCGUGCUUUGAUCGAUUGUUUCAAGCUAUGCAAAUUGAUGUGCUCUGAUGCCAUAGAAGAACAAUACCACCUUGCACUGCAGGAUCCUUGCACAACCCUUCUGUUGCCAGAACCAAAGGAGGCCAUUUUACCCACCCUGUGGUCAAGGUGUUGAAAGUCCUAAUAGUAACAUCCAGUGAUAAAGAGAAACGCAACCAAGAAGUGAGAACAGAACGGGAGGUCUGUACCAAGAGGUGCCCCUCGUUCAGCUCCCGAAUGGCAGCAAUGUUUCUGGAGUGGCCUCCUGAGGAGGUUUGCCUUCCAGGGAUGUCAGCUGGCUCCGCUGUUUGGGGCAGCGCCAUCCCAGGUGCUGGUUCUGGAGCUGUUAGUUACGCUGCUUGGAAAGGGAAAGUGUUGUGAAGCAGCACAGGCUGCGUUCAGGGGCUGAGCCCGGCGCCCCCUGCAUUUCCUGCCUGUUUCUGUGGCAGCAGCUCACUGCUGUUCUGGCAGUGGCGGUGAAGGCGCUGAUCCCUGACUCCUUUCACUGGCUGCAGUGCCCGUGUUCUUCACUGAACGCAUGGGCAGAACUGGCUGACAGCUGUUUCUGGAGUCGGGGUCACCCUGCGGAGUGCCGCAGUGCUGAGCGCCUCGCUGCCACCCCCACUGAGCGCUGAGCGGAGUCUGGGCAGUGAAAAUGAUACCAGACAGUUCUGGGCAUGGACCGUCUGGAUCAGGGGUAAUUUUUAGUACCUGAAAGAAUUCAAGUUUCUUUCUCACCAGACAUUAACUUGUUUACAAAAUCUUCUUGUAAGGAAUUUGAUUAGUUGACGUUCUUGGUUCUGGGCCAGAUGCCUCAUUUCUGCUGUUCUUGCCCUUUAAAUAUUUCAAAAAACAUGGUUUCCCCUAAAAGCUCAGCAAGCUGUUUUGGGAACAUGGAAGUAAUUGCUGGAGAGAAACACUGAUUUAUUUUUUUUUCCUGCUUACAGAAUGAUCUAAAAAAUUAUUUUGGAAUUCCGACUCUUUAAAGCAAACAGCAGGUCUGGAUGGAUAGCUCAGGAGCUUGAAAACUGUUCAAACUCGGUUUUGAUUGACAGUAAAUAAAUGUUAGUUAAGUACCUGGCCAAAA
This is a messenger RNA of Tympanuchus pallidicinctus (lesser prairie-chicken), 3040 nucleotides long. RefSeq names its product ring finger protein 14 (gene RNF14). Bases 589 to 1983 code for a protein of 464 amino acids. Gene Ontology annotation, molecular function: ubiquitin protein ligase activity; ubiquitin conjugating enzyme binding; zinc ion binding. Gene Ontology annotation, cellular component: cytoplasm; ubiquitin ligase complex. The transcript has 8 exons. Gene Ontology annotation, biological process: positive regulation of proteasomal ubiquitin-dependent protein catabolic process; protein polyubiquitination; ubiquitin-dependent protein catabolic process. Lineage: Eukaryota; Metazoa; Chordata; Aves; Galliformes; Phasianidae. The record is from RefSeq and is a predicted model, not a curated record.